AUGGAUUCACCAAUUAUUCGAGAUGUUGCACGGUGGACGGAUAGUUUUUUUAAAUCAAUUGGAGUUAAACCACUUCAUCCAACACCACCACCACCACCACCAGUAGUGUCAACGAAAUCCAUUAUUUCGGGUUUAAAUCUAUCUCCAGUUGCGAAAAAUUUUGUUCGUUGUGCUGGUUUAUCGGGUACUUUGGCCAUAUGUCUAGGUGUCUACGGUGCUCAUGUAUUGAAAGAUAACAAUCAAGAAGAACUUAGACGUUUGUUUCAAAUGGCACAAACAUAUCAUCUACUUCAUUCAGUAGCUUUACUUGCUCUACCAUUAGUUUCUCGACCAAUUUUAACCGGUUCUUUAUUUCUAAGUGGUUUAGCAUUUUUUUGUGGCCCAAUGUAUUUUCAUGCUAUUCGUAACGAUCCAAGAUUUCGUCUUGUAACACCCUACGGUGGUCUUCUUCUUAUUGCUGGAUGGUUAUCUAUUAUUAUAUUUUGA
Messenger RNA from Rotaria socialis, 486 nucleotides. NCBI's taxonomy places the organism in Eukaryota, Metazoa, Rotifera, Eurotatoria, Philodinida, Philodinidae. The record is from the annotation of a GenBank genome assembly.